Molecule: messenger RNA, 2558 nt
Organism: Carassius gibelio (silver crucian carp)
Lineage: Eukaryota; Metazoa; Chordata; Actinopteri; Cypriniformes; Cyprinidae
Exons: 2
Coding region: 107-2245 (712 amino acids)
Source: RefSeq, a predicted model, not a curated record
UAAUCAGGUAAAUUCAUGCAAUUACUGGUGGUGGUGUUACUAUAUCUGUACGGUCUAUCGAGACCUGUCCGUGUCCGGCUAUCAUGGCUAUUUUUCUGUAUGGUCUAUGAAGGCCUGUCCCAUGUCUGCCUAUUGUGGCUAUCUGUGUCUGGCCUAUCGUGGCUAUUUCUGUACGGUCUAUCGAGACCUGUCCGUGUCCGGCUAUCAUGGCUAUUUUUCUGUACGGUCUAUCAAGACCUGUCCCAUGUCUGCAUAUUGUGGCUAUCUGUGCCUGGCCUAUCGUGGCUAUUUCUGUACGGUCUAUCGAGACCUGUCCGUGUCCGGCUAUCAUGGCUAUUUUUCUGUAUGGUCUAUCAAGGCCUGUCCCAUGUCUGCCUAUUGUGGCUGUCUGUGUCUGCCUAUCGUGGCUAUUUCUGUACGGUCUAUCGAGACCUGUCCGUGUCCGGCUAUUAUGGCUAUUUUUCUGUAUGGUCUAUCAAGGCCUGUUCCAUGUCUGCCUAUUGUGGCUAUCUGUGUCUGGCCUAUCCUGGCUAUUUCUGUACGGUCUAUCGAGGCCUAUCUGUGUCUGGCUAUAAUGGCUAUUUCUGUACGGCCUAUCGAGGCCUGUCCGUGUCUGCCUAUCGUGGCUGUCUGUGUCUGGCCUAUCGUGGCUAUUUCUGUACGGCCUAUCAAGGCCUGUCCGUGUCCGGCCAUCAUGGCUAUUUUUCUGUAUGGUCUAUUGAGGCCUGUCCUGUGUCUGCCUAUUGUGGCUAUUUCUGUACGGCCUAUUGAGGCCUGUCUGCGUCUGCCAUUGUGGCUGUCUGCGUCUGGCCUAUCGUGGCUAUUUAUGUACGGCCUAUCGAGGCCUGUCUUGCGUCUGCCUAUCGUGGCUGUCUGCGUCUGGCCUAUUGUGGCUAUUUAUGUACGGUCUAUCGAGGCCUGUCUGUGUUGGCUAUCAUGGCUAUUUCUGUACGGUCUAUCGAGGCCUGUCCGUGUCUGCCUAUCGUGGCUGUCUGCGUCUGGCCUAUUGUGGCUAUUUCCGUUGGUCUAUCGAGGCCUGUCCGUGUCUGGCUAUCAUGGCUAUUUUUCUGUAUGGUCUAUCAAGGCCUAUCUGUGUCUGGCCAUCAUGGCUAUUUCUGUACGGUCUAUCAAGGCCUGUCUGCGUCUGCCUAUUGUGGCUGUCUGUGUCUGGCCUAUCGUGGCUAUUUAUGUAUGGUCUAUCGAGGCUGUCUGUGUCUGCCUAUCAUGGCUAUUCUGUAUGGUCUAUCGAGGCCUGUCUGCGUCUGCCUAUCGUGGCUGUCUGCGUCUGGCCUAUCGUGGCUAUUUCUGUUGGUCUAUUGAGGCCUGUCUGUGUCUGCCUAUCGUGGCUGUCUGCGUGAGGCCUAUCGUGGCUAUUUAUGUUGGUCUAUCGGGGCCUGUCUGUGUCUGCCUAUCGUGGCUGUCUGCGUCUGGCCUAUCGUGGCUAUUUAUGUACGGUCUAUUGGGGCCUGUCUGUGUCUGCCUAUCGUGGCUGUCUGCGUCUGGCCCAUCGGGCUAUUUAUGUUCGGCCAAUUGGGGCCUGUCCGCGUUUGCCUAUCGUGGCUGUCUGCGUCUUGCCUAUCGUGGCUAUUUAUGUUCGGCCUAUCGAGGCCUGUCCGUGUCUGCCUAUCGUGGCCAUUUCUGUUGGUCUAUCGAGGCCUGUCUGUGUCUGCCUAUCGUGGCUAUUUCUGUUGGUCUAUCGAGGCCUGUCUGUGUCUGCCUAUCGUGGCUAUUUCUGUUGGUCUAUCGAGGCCUGUCUGUGUCUGCCUAUCGUGGCUAUUUCUGUUGGUCUAUCGAGGCCUGUCUGUGUCUGCCUAUCGUGGCUGUUUCUGUUGGUCUAUCGAGGCCUGUCUGUGUCUGCCUAUCGUGGCUAUUUCUGUUGGUCUAUCGAGGCCUGUCUGUGUCUGCCUAUCGUGGCUAUUUCUGUUGGUCUAUCGAGGCCUGUCUGUGUCUGCCUAUCGUGGCAUUUCUGUUGGUCUAUCGAGGCCUGUCUGUGUCUGCCUAUCGUGGCUAUUUCUGUUGGUCUAUCGAGGCCUGUCUGUGUCUGCCUAUCGUGGCAUUUCUGUUGGUCUAUCGAGGCCUGUCUGUGUCUGCCUAUCGUGGCUAUUUCUGUUGGUCUAUCGAGGCCUGUCUUUGUCUGCCUAUCGUGGCUAUUUCUGUUGGUCUAACAAGGCCUGUCCAUGCCUGCCUAUCGUGGCUGUCUGUGUCCUGCCUAUCGUUGCUGUCUGUGUCUGGCCUAUUUCUGUAAAACUUAAGAAGUUUAAUCUAACGUCAUUAUACUGGUCAUGCUAACUCUCUUUCUAUUUCUUCCAGGAACCUUAGGAUUCACAACUGGUGGGUAUACUUCAUCUACUUUUUUUUGGGGGGAAGGCCGGCCCCGUCUGGAGGUCUCAUAAUCCACCUAAUUUUGGGGGUCUGCUGCGCCCCUGCCUUCGUCUUCAGGCAGGAAAUGCAGAUUCGCUACCCUCGGAUUACGAACCAUGGACGGGGCCUUCCGCCAAAGAAAUUUAUAAUUGUGCUCGCUGAGCUGUCAAUAAAUGUAUGCUUCGUACAUUCCUCUA